AAAAUAGGAGGGCUUACAGUAAUCAGCCCUCAGAGUCUCAUGAGCAGCAGCGUGGCACCGUGGAGGGAGCGCUCGGCACACGCAGCAGGACGCUUACUGGCGCUGCGCUCUGAGCACACAACCAACCAGAGCGCGCGGAGAGGGACACGGGGGGGACGGGGACGGUAGAAGCAUCCCGUCACGGAUGCGUGUUUCAGCCCAGUCUGGACGCGCUGGAACCUAAGAACACCAGAGAGCAGCUGCACUGGAGAUAAGACGGAUUUUUCAGUUUUUUGGGAGUGGGAUUUGACCAGUGUUCCGUUGAACCCUCGUCUCCUCCGGAUGCUCAGAAAUGGGGGAAUGGACUAUACUAGAGAGGCUCCUGGAGGCUGCUGUCCAGCAGCACUCUACUAUGAUAGGAAGGAUCCUACUAACAGUGGUGGUCAUCUUCCGGAUUCUAAUCGUAGCAAUAGUUGGAGAGACUGUGUAUGAUGACGAGCAGACCAUGUUCGUGUGUAACACCUUACAGCCGGGCUGCAACCAGGCGUGCUACGACAAGGCGUUCCCCAUCUCCCACAUCCGAUACUGGGUGUUCCAGAUCAUCAUGGUGUGCACCCCCAGCCUCUGCUUCAUCACCUACUCCGUGCACCAGUCGGCCAAGCAGAAGGAGCGCCGCUUCUCCACGGUGUACCUGACCCUGGACAAGGACCAAGACUCCCUGAAGCGAGACGAGAGCAAAAAGAUAAAGAACACCAUAGUGAACGGAGUGCUCCAGAACACGGAGAACUCCACCAAAGAAGCCGAACCGGACUGCUUGGAGGUGAAGGAGAUCCCCAACUCGGCCAUGAGGACUACAAAGUCCAAAAUGAGGCGGCAGGAGGGCAUCUCCAGGUUUUACAUCAUCCAGGUGGUUUUCAGGAACGCAUUGGAGAUCGGCUUCUUGGUGGGUCAGUACUUCCUGUACGGCUUCAACGUGCCGUCCGUGUACGAGUGCGACCGCUACCCGUGCAUCAAAGACGUGGAGUGCUACGUGUCCAGACCCACGGAGAAGACGGUGUUCCUGGUCUUCAUGUUCGCCGUGAGCGGCUUCUGCGUGGUGCUGAACCUGGCCGAGCUCAACCACCUGGGCUGGAGGAAAAUCAAGACGGCCGUGCGCGGCGUGCAAGCGCGGCGGAAGUCCAUCUAUGAGAUCAGGAACAAGGACCUGCCGCGGAUGAGUGUGCCCAACUUCGGACGCACACAGUCCAGUGACUCUGCGUAUGUGUAAACAAACAAACAAACAAACAAACAAAUAAGAUGGGACGAGACGCCUGAUUUAUGUCAUGACUUUUUAAAAAAGUGGGCAGAUUCUAAUAAUUUUAUUUAUAUUUGAUUUAUUUUCUAUUCUGGUUUGGUUCAAGGACUUCAUGGCAAGCGUGCGCUCCACGUUUGUUGACUUCUUUAUGAUUGCACUGAUGCAACUUUUUUCUUAAUGUUUGUACUCUGUAGGAUGUGUUCACUGAUUACUCUUUGUGGGCUGUUCUGCUAAACUUGAAGAGAGCAAAUGCAAAAAAGGAGAAAAGAAUAUUGCACUAAGAGGUGAACACUUGAGAGCCUGAUUUUAUCCAAAUGUGCUACUGACCUGACUUUAGUUUCACUUUCCACCCAUUUUUCUGGAGCCAAGUUUAAUAAGGGAGAAAAAUAACUCACUGAACAAGAUAAAACCCAUCCAGAUUGAUAUAAAACUACAAACCCAUGCCACUGUUCAGCAUAAAACACAUCAGCUCAAUACUUUCUUGUUUGUUUUUGUUGCCUGUGUUGCACCACUGACCUUAAUGUAACCAUUCCACCGCUUCAAUAGAAAACUUAGCAAAACAGUAUCUGGUGAAUUUUGCUGCAAAACGCUGAACGUCUGUGACUUCCUUAAUUUAUGACACACCAAAGCGCCCACUGCUUUUAUUUGUGAGUGUUUUCUUGCUUUCUUUGUGUAAUCAAGUGCCAUACUUGUAUAUAAACAAAUAUAAAAUAUAAAUAUAUGUAUACUAUAUAAAUAUAUAAUAGUAUUAAUCAUGGAAGCUGAUU
This is a messenger RNA of Nematolebias whitei (Rio pearlfish), 2040 nucleotides long. It is a transcript of the gene gjd2b, whose product is annotated as gap junction protein delta 2b. Bases 332 to 1246 code for a protein of 304 amino acids. Gene Ontology annotation, biological process: cell communication. Lineage: Eukaryota; Metazoa; Chordata; Actinopteri; Cyprinodontiformes; Rivulidae. The transcript has 2 exons. The record is from RefSeq and is a predicted model, not a curated record. Gene Ontology annotation, cellular component: connexin complex.